AUGAUCUACCCGCUCGCCGCACCGCUCUGCCUCACCAUCGCCGGCGCUUUUAUUGCCGCCGGUACACUCUCGGAGACGGCCGCUCCCUUUGCCUUCACGUGGGGCGUGCCGCUGUCUUUCGCCGGGCUCAUGGUCGUCAUGUGGUCUGGCGAUGGCUUGUCCUACCUGAUGCUGCUCGCGAGCGCGCUCAGCAUUGCCCGCAGCGGUUGCAGCACGGCGGCGCCACCGCCCGAUGCCUUCGCGGCGGCUGCGUGCGACGCUGUGCUGGGCUUGCCGCCGCUGGCGCUGCCGCUGCUCUCGGUCGUGCCGCCGGCGACCCUGGUUGCGCGCUUCGGCCCGGACGACCCGUGCUUGACCGCGUGGCUGGCGAGCACUCUGGUGUCUCUCGUUCCGGCGCUGCCGCCCGACGUGCAGGCGCUGGCGUGGCAGCCGGGCGUCGUCUCGUCCGCGCUAAUCUUCUUCAACGCGUACUGCAUGCUGCGCACGCGCCGCGCCAAGACCGCCGAAGCGAUUCCGCAGAGCAAGAAGGUUUCGUAG
Messenger RNA from Emiliania huxleyi CCMP1516, 537 nucleotides. RefSeq lists its product as hypothetical. The transcript has a single exon. The coding region runs from base 1 to 537 and encodes 178 amino acids. The record is from RefSeq and is a predicted model, not a curated record. Lineage: Eukaryota; Haptophyta; Isochrysidales; Noelaerhabdaceae.